Messenger RNA from Closterium sp. Naga37s-1, 1110 nucleotides. The record is from the annotation of a GenBank genome assembly. Lineage: Eukaryota; Viridiplantae; Streptophyta; Zygnematophyceae; Desmidiales; Closteriaceae.
AUGUCCAUCUGUCCUGCCUCCCUGCGCUCUUCCGCCCCCCUGCGCCUCUCAUGCUCCCCUGUGUGCGUCCGUGCGUCGUGCCAGGCGGUGAUCGCGGCUCUGCCUCGGGACAGCCACCCCAUGGGUGUGCUCACAGGGGCGCUCUGCGCGCUCUCCUCCUUCCACGCCGAUGCCAACCCUGCUCUCCAGGGCCAAGACCUGUACAAGUCCAAGGCCGUUCGCAACAAGCAGAUCGUGCGAGUUCUCGGCAAGGUGCCCACCAUAGCAGCAGCAGCGUACCUGCACAUGGCGGGGCGGCCUCCUGUGGCGCCUGCAGGCCACCUGUCGUAUGCUGAGAACUUCCUCUACAUGCUCGACUCCAUGGGCGACCGCUCAUACCGGCCGCACCCACGGCUGGCGAGGGCGGUGGACAUUCUCUUCAUCCUGCACGCGGAGCACGAGAUGAACUGCUCCACUGCCGCCGCUCGCCACCUCGCCUCCAGUGGAGUGGAUGUGUACACGGCGUUGGCAGGUGCUACUGGUGCUUUGUAUGGCCCGCUGCAUGGUGGGGCCAAUGAGGCGGUGCUGAAGAUGCUGAGCGAGAUUGGCAGUGCGGACAAGAUCCCCGAGUUCAUCCAGGGCGUCAAGGACCGCAAGCGCCGCAUGUCGGGGUUUGGGCACCGCGUGUACAAGAACUAUGACCCGCGCGCCAAGGUCAUCCGCGGGCUGGCCGAGGAGGUGUUCUCCAUUGUGGGGCGGGACCCGCUCAUUGAGGUGGCAGUGGCGCUGGAGCAGGCAGCGCUGUCGGACGAGUACUUCAUCAAGCGCAAGCUCUACCCCAACGUGGACUUCUACUCCGGCCUCAUCUACCGUGCGCUGGGCUUCCCCACGGAGUUCUUCCCGGUGCUCUUUGCCAUCCCGCGCAUGGUGGGGUACCUGGCGCACUGGAAGGAGUCUCUCGAUGACCCCGACACCCGCAUCAUGCGCCCCCAGGAGUGCUAUAUUGGGGAGUGGUUCCGCCACUACCAGCCAAUUGCCAUGCGCCCUCCCUCAGACGCAGAGGGGCUGGGUCAGAUUGCUGUGUCCAAUGCAACGAGGAGACGACUCGCUGCCAUCUCCUCCAAUAUGUGA